GCUUUGGCGAUGACAUAUUAUAUUAGAACUAGGGGUCUCACCCGUCAAACUUGAUUUUUCGAUUUUAACCCUAGCGUGGUCGAUUCCACAACCUAUCUCAAAUUCAUCUACUUAAGGAAGGUCCAAUUUCAUGCUCUUCUAAUUUCUUAAAGAUAGACGAGUUCAAAAACCCUUCUGUUAACAGAGAACCUAGAUCCUCUCUGACGGAGAACUCUAGGUAAUCAGAGCGCCCCAGCAAUCUCGUUCUCUACUUACAGGAGUUAUGACUAGAAGCAGCUUUACGACUGGACACGGCUUGAGAAAACUCUAUGAGGAAAGAUCGAAAUCCCUUGAAAACUCUCAGCCUGCAAUGGUUUCUUCCUCUGCUUCUCCAGCCAGCGAGGAGUGGGACAAUGUAAUUUCCUUUACUGGAUCGGCUUCGUUGGAAAAGGCCGGUCCUCUUGUUGGAUCCGUUGACGCCGCUGAAUCCAUGGAUGAGUAUUUGUUUCGUGUUUCACUCCCCGGUGUUACAAGGGAUGAGAAAGUCAUAAGCUGUGAAGUUAGACCUGAUGGGAGAAUUCUCAUAAAAGGAGAGAGCGCGACCGGAGAGAGCACGGUUUGCAAGCACAGUAUGGUUUUUAAGAUGCAAACUCAGAACUUAUGCCCACCGGGUGAAUUUACUGUUUCAAUCCAGCUACCAGGCCCAAUUGAUCAUCUAACCUCAGAUUGUGUUUUUGGAACUGACGGGAUUUUUGAAGGAGUUGUGAAGAAAAAAAAAAACAGUUGCUUUGAGGGGCAGUGACAUAUUUACAUCAAAAUCUUUCAUCUUUAUGGUUGGGAGAAGCCAAAUUUAGAAGACCAGGAGCAAUGCUCAGUUGAUUCCGGGACCUUUCUGCAGCUUUUAGCUUUAUUUGCAUCAUGCUUUAGUUCUUUUGUGUGUAUGCUGUCUUGUUCUUUCCAUUGUUAAGACUUAUGGGCAUGGCUAACCGAACUUAGGCACUUCUACUGAUUGGGUUCAAACUAAUAGACUUUGUGUUUUGUAUUUAAA
This is a messenger RNA of Capsicum annuum, 1027 nucleotides long. Its product is annotated as alpha-crystallin domain-containing protein 22.3. The record is from RefSeq and is a predicted model, not a curated record. NCBI's taxonomy places the organism in Eukaryota, Viridiplantae, Streptophyta, Magnoliopsida, Solanales, Solanaceae. Bases 263 to 781 code for a protein of 172 amino acids. The transcript has 5 exons. Gene Ontology annotation, cellular component: nucleus.